AUGCAAUUAUAUAUUUCGAAAAAGCAUUGAGUAUAAAUCCAUUACAUAUUAAUUCAUUGCGUGGAAAAGGUAAAUUUAAUAUAUUUUAAAGGCCAUUGCCUAAGAGGGAUGAAUUAAUUUUAAUAGGCACUUGAAUGGUAUCAAAAAGCAUUGGAUAUAAAUCCAUAAGACAUUAAUACAUUAUAUGGAAAAGGUAAAUUUAGUACAUGUAAUUAAAGGUGAAAACCUAAGAUUGAUGAAUGAAUUCUAAUAAGCAUUUGAAUGGUAUCAAAGGUAUUGGAUAUCAGCCCAUAGAACAUUGAUUCAUUAAGAGGAAAAGGUAAUUUAAUUAUACUUUAAAGGUCAUUGCCUAUAUUAGAUGUGUAAUUAUUAAUAAGCGCUUGAAUGGUAUCAAAAGGUAUUGGAUAUAAAUCCAUAAGACAUUAAUGCAUUAUAUCGAAAAGGUAAAUUUAGUACAAUUAAUUAAAGGUGAAUGUCUAAGAUUGAUGAAUUAAUUCUAAUAAGCAUUUGAAUGGUAUCAAAAAGUAUUGGAUAUCGACCCAUAAAAUAUUGAUUCAUUAAGGGGAUAAGGUAAAUUUAAUAUAAUUUUAAAGGUCAUUGCCUAAGAGAGAUGAAUUAAUUUUAACAGGCACUUGAAUGGUACCAAAAAGCAUUGGAUAUAAAUCCCUAGGACGUGAAUACAUUAUAUGGAAAAGGUAUAGCUUUAUUGAAUAUUUAGCUUAAUGCUUAAUUUUAUUUGGUUAAUACGAAAAUGCGCAAUAACUUUUGGUUGACUCUAAUUUAUAAUUGCCAAAUAAUGAAUUGAUUGAAUAAUUGUCAAGUAUAUCUACCUAAUGA
This is a messenger RNA of Paramecium sonneborni, 837 nucleotides long. The record is from the annotation of a GenBank genome assembly. Lineage: Eukaryota; Ciliophora; Oligohymenophorea; Peniculida; Parameciidae.